This is a messenger RNA of Nicotiana tabacum (common tobacco), 1941 nucleotides long. RefSeq names its product sphingosine kinase 1. Gene Ontology annotation, molecular function: lipid kinase activity. Gene Ontology annotation, biological process: phosphorylation; sphingosine biosynthetic process. The record is from RefSeq and is a predicted model, not a curated record. Gene Ontology annotation, cellular component: membrane; intracellular membrane-bounded organelle; cytoplasm. NCBI's taxonomy places the organism in Eukaryota, Viridiplantae, Streptophyta, Magnoliopsida, Solanales, Solanaceae.
CAUCUUAUUUCAUUCUACACUGAACCGGCUUUUCACCUUACAAAUAAAUCGCUGCGCUAAAGUGGACGAGCCUUAAUUAGCAGGAGAAAACGAUGGACCAGAAGGACGCCGGAGCUCCCGUACUAUCGAACCGGGUUCAGAUAAACGGAAUUUCCGUUCCGUUGACUCUGACUGCCGGAGGACAACUCCGAUGGCCUGACCGGUGUUUAUCAAUUGAGAAAGAUGUCCUAGGGUUCAUCAUCGAAGGUUCUCGGAUCAAAAUCAACGCUGUCAUUGAGAGUGGAGCUGGAAUUUGCUGCGGUGGUGACGGCGGAGCUCCGUUGAGGAAGACUUUCACUUUUGAGCCAUUAUCUGAGGAUUCUCUUCGGCUUUGGAAACAAAGACUCCACGCAGUCCUCGAUUCACUCGGUCGUCCUAAGAGACUUUUUGUACUUCUGAAUCCAUAUGGAGGAAAGCGAUCUGCAUCAAAGAUAUUUCUUGAUGAUGUAAAGCCCCUACUUGAUGAUGCAAAUAUUCACUACACACUGCAAGAAACUAAAUAUCGGUUACAUGCAAAGGAAGUCGUUCAUUCAUUGGAUCUUUUGAGCUACGACGGAGUUCUUUGUGUCAGUGGGGAUGGAAUUUUGGUUGAGGUAGUGAAUGGACUACUUGAAAGGGAGGAUUGGAGUUCUGCAAUAAAGAUGCCUCUUGGAGUAAUACCUGCAGGCACUUCAAAUGGGAUGGCAAAAUCUCUUCUAGAUUCUGUCGGUGAAUCUUGUACUGCAUUUAACGCAACUCUUGCUAUUAUUAGAGGGCAUACAAGAUCACUAGAUGUAGCUACAGUUUCACAGGGGCAGAAAAGGUUUUUCAGUGUGCUAAUGCUUGCCUGGGGUCUUGUAGCUGAUAUAGAUAUAGAGUCCGAGAAGUAUAGAUGGAUGGGUAGUGCUCGAAUGGAUUUUUAUGCAAUACAGCGGAUAUUUCGUCUUAGAAGGUAUACUGGCUGUAUAAAAUUUUUGGCUGCACCAGGGUAUGAAAAUUUUGGAGAACCACUUGAACUUGAAGGUGAAAUUAAUGAGCUUAACUCGAAUCGGGUUCAGCAAAAUUGCUAUUGUGGUCCGGCUUUUGACAUGAAGGGUUUCAACCGCAAGAUUGAGGGGCCUUUCGUCUCAAUCUGGCUUCAUAAUGUUCCUUGGGGAGGUGAAGAUGUUCUCGCAGCACCCGAUGCCAAGUUUUCAGAUGGUUACUUGGACUUAGUUGUGAUGAAAGAUUGCUCAAAGUUAUCCUUGCUGACGUUGAUGAGUGAGUUAAAUAAAGGAGGUCAUGUUAGAUCACCGCAUGUCUUGUACUUGAAGGUAAAGGCUUUUGUUUUAGAGCCUGGUCCACGAUCAGAUGACUCAAACAAGGAAGGGAUUAUUGAUGUAGACGGUGAGGUCCUUGCCAGAGGUAGAGGAACUUACAAGUCUGAGCAGAGGACAUUGAUGGCCUAUGACAAGCUCCAUAUUGAAGUAGAUCAAGGGUUGGCUACAGUAUUUUCACCUGUCUGUUAAUUUUUGUCUGGUUCAAUUUAUUCACCGAAAGAGAAAUUAGUUCUAGCUGGUGGUUUCUGUAUAGAAUGAUGGCGAAAGAGGGGUUAAAUGAAGGAAGCAUAUGAAUCUAUUUUUUUCUUCUUUUUUGGGGUGUGGGGCUGUGUUGCUUCUGAACUUUGUCUUGAGCGCUUUUGGAGCUUACAAGUGGACUGAUCUUCACCUAUACAACAGGCCAUCCCCCCUCUCCCCUACAAGAACUGAGUUCAGUGCUAAUUGUGUACAGAUUUUCCCAAGGUGGAGUUGGGAAUGUUGCCAUUUUAUUCUUGUGACUCCGGCAUAUCCGACUGUAGACGACAAAUCAUUGUAGACUAUUUUUGACUGUAUGAAUCUAAUUAUUUCACUCUGCCGCUGGUUGUGAAAUGAUAUCGUUUGUGAA